AUGCUCAAGACAUCAAAGCUGGUUAUUCAGUUCAGCUGCUUUGCUCAUCUUUUUAACCAACAUGUGUUUGAAAUGACUUGGUGUUUAGGCCCCUCAAUGCUGCCCUAUUUUGACAUGGAAGGAAUUGUAGGUGUUGAGCAUAUCACACAACGUUUUAGAGAGUUAAGAAUCGGUGAUGUGAUCGUCUGUACUUCGCCUGCUGUGCCAGGAAGAGCUGUUUUGAAAAGAAUUAUUGGCAUGCCAGGUGACAAUGUUUGUGUGGAUCCAACGGUGAGAGAUCGAAAAUAUAUCAGUGUACCUAAAGGACACGUGUGGGUAGCUGGUGAUAAUCUGAGUAAUUCAUUCGAUUCAAGGGGUUACGGACCCGUCCCGAUGGGUUUAAUUAAAGGAAGAGUGUUUGCAAAGGUAUUUCAGGAUAUUCAUAUUUACAUUUGUCUAAUAUUUUUAUUUCAAACAGCUUUGGCCACAGCCUCAAUUACUAAAGGAUAUUGUUGUACCUAUUACUUAACAAAGGGAGGGUAUAUUGUAUAUACAUAA
Messenger RNA from Rhizopus microsporus ATCC 52813, 537 nucleotides. RefSeq names its product LexA/Signal peptidase. The coding region runs from base 1 to 537 and encodes 178 amino acids. Gene Ontology annotation, cellular component: membrane; mitochondrial inner membrane peptidase complex. The transcript is spliced from 3 exons. Gene Ontology annotation, molecular function: serine-type endopeptidase activity. Lineage: Eukaryota; Fungi; Mucoromycota; Mucoromycetes; Mucorales; Rhizopodaceae. The record is from RefSeq and is a predicted model, not a curated record.